Micropterus salmoides (largemouth bass) is the source of this 640-nucleotide messenger RNA. RefSeq lists its product as uncharacterized. Lineage: Eukaryota; Metazoa; Chordata; Actinopteri; Centrarchiformes; Centrarchidae. The annotation marks the transcript as partial. The transcript has 5 exons. The record is from RefSeq and is a predicted model, not a curated record.
AUGCGGAUCCAUCAGGACCUGGUCCCUCUGGACGGACCUGCUGAAGCCCUGAACGUUUGGUCUCCAGUCGAGGGACCAGAGAAGCUCUCUGAACCUGUUCCGGUGUGUCCAGGUGUGAUUCUGUUCUGUACCUCACCUGGCCAGGUCAGAGGUCUGAUCUUCAGAAACAAGUUUGAGGGUGAGGAGUUGUGCGGUGACCGCCGGGGGCGCCACGCUGCACUCUACAGUUUCUCAGUGAGCUCAUGCUGCCGGACUUCUCCUGAGGGAGGCCGGGAUGCUCCUGCGCCGCCGGUCCUGCUCCGGCCCGCUGCUGCUGCUCGGGUGGCGGUGUGUCUCUUCUACCAGCUGAUGGUGGUCCGGAACCGGCUCCGGUCCGGGCAACAGCAACCCGCCGCCGAUAUCCGCUGCAGGAGGCCGUCGGACGAAGUCCUGAUGGAGGAGACCAGGAGGUUCCUGUCUACUCUGGAGACUCUGCAGAUACAGCCGUCCCCUCGGCGGCGGCGGGCUGUGGUUCUCAUGGGUCGACACCUGGUCUCAGACACCGAGGUCCAGCUGUACCAGCAGGUUCUGCAGCAGAUGGGCCAUGAGGUCCAGCUGUCCAGAUACGCCGAGACCAGCAGCUUCCUCAGAACAAAUCACG